AUGUCGGCCAUUCCGCCGCCGCACUAUGUGAGGUUAAGGCGGUAUAACCUCUCCAUAUUUGUACACUGUGACGUACACAACGAUACGGUUCAGGCUAUCAAGGAGCGAUAUGGAAAGUUAACAGGCCACAUAUUUUAUAAUGCCCGUCUUUAUUUGGGGCAGCAGAGUCUUGACGACUUUCUUACACUUUACGGUUGUGGAAUAGAGGCUGAAGGAGCUGAACUUGUUGUGGUUCACUCCAAAGGCGCGAAAGGUGAUGGCACUAGCGAACAUAUUUGGGAGACUGUAGAGGAAGCGAUGGCGGCCCCGCAAGGGGAUUCGCUGAACUCGCCGGAGGUGACGGCGGAAGGAACGGCUAAACUGGACUCCAUGGAGGCGGCUGCGACAAGCAAUGAAGUGGGCAACCAACAGCAACAACAGGCGGCAGACGCCCGAGGAGGCACCGGUGCUGAACUCAACGUGGGGUUUGUAGGCGUCUAA
Molecule: messenger RNA, 480 nt
Organism: Trypanosoma brucei brucei TREU927
Lineage: Eukaryota; Euglenozoa; Kinetoplastea; Trypanosomatida; Trypanosomatidae
Exons: 1
Coding region: 1-480 (159 amino acids)
Source: RefSeq, a predicted model, not a curated record